Funneliformis mosseae is the source of this 1413-nucleotide messenger RNA. The record is from the annotation of a GenBank genome assembly. NCBI's taxonomy places the organism in Eukaryota, Fungi, Glomeromycota, Glomeromycetes, Glomerales, Glomeraceae.
AUGCCACUUCUGGUAUUAAACGAAGACGUUAUUAUUCAAAUUAUAAAACAUCUUCAAGAUGACAAACUUAAUUUAUACAAUUGCCUUUUUAUUUGCAGACAAUGGUGUAGACUUACAAUUCCUUUACUAUGGAAACGACCUUUUAGCGAGAUAAGUUUUAAUAAAAGGAACAGAUUACUUCGAACGUAUAUCACUUGUCUUAAUGAGGAGGAAGCAAAAACCUUGAUAGCUCACGAUUUGAAGAUUGACACAACGGUGAAACCUUUAUUUCAAUACGCGGAAUUCUUGCAAGAAUUUAAUGAUUAUCAAAUAUUUCAGACGAUAAAGAGUUGGAAAAAGGAACCGGAACUUGUACACUUAAUUUUUAAACAAAUGUGUUUAAUGUUUAUGCGUCAUAGUAAAAAUCUACGUACAUUUAACAUUAAUUAUAACUCGGAUCUUCCAGAUUCGAGGAUUUUUACAAAAGUACAACCUGGUAUAACCAAUUUGAAAAGUUUACAAUUUAAGUUGGGACAUUUUCACCCCGCGAGGUAUCCAAAUUUUAUCGAUUUAUUGAAGAGGUUACCAACGUUAUGCUUUAAGAUUGAAGAAUUAUAUUUUAGUUUUGGAAAAGAUAUCGAUACAUCACUUUUAGUGAAUAUUAUCAAAACGCAAAGGAAUUUAAAAGUUUUCACAAUAAAUAAAGGGGGAAAUUAUUUUGGAAGAAUCAUUCCAUAUUUAGAAUUAUAUCAAGCUAAUUUUUUGAACACGAUAACCUUUUCAUUGAUUGAUUUCACGGGAUUUUCAUUGGAGGGAUUGAUGAGAUGUCAUAAUUUAAAAUCAUUAACGAUGAACUUUUGUAAUGAACUUACGAUAAAUCAUUGUCAAGAAUUUUCCAAUUCAACAUUUCAAAUUGAAGGGUUAAAAUUAUUAGAUAACAAGUGGGAACCGAACAUAACGAUAACGUUAAUACAGAUCAUUGGAGAGAAUAGUGGAGAAUCAUUAAAGGAUUUAAUAAUUGAUGAUUUUACGAUCAGUACCAUACAAGUUUUAACGGAUAAUUUUCAUAACAUUAAUUACCUUUCUAUGAACAUAAAUUUACCUGUAAUACAUUCACAUUUAUUUUAUUGGGCGAGUAAAAAACAUGAAUUAAAACGAUUGGAGGUUAGAACAUCAAAAUCAAAAUUCACGAGUCUCAACGAUCAAUUAUUGGAAAUGUUUGGAGAAUAUUUACCCCCUUCAUUAACCCAUCUAACGUUAAAUUUUAAGUUCACCUUGAAGGGUUUAGAAAUUUUUUUUAAAUCUUGUAAAGCACCUUUAAAAACGUUAUGGAUUGAAGAAACUCAUAUGAAUGAUAUAGAAUAUCCAAGACUCAUACAACAAUAUUCUACGAGAUAUCAAAAUUUAAAGAUUUAUCCUAUAGAUAGAAGAUGA